This is a messenger RNA of Triticum turgidum subsp. durum (durum wheat), 360 nucleotides long. The record is from the annotation of a GenBank genome assembly. NCBI's taxonomy places the organism in Eukaryota, Viridiplantae, Streptophyta, Magnoliopsida, Poales, Poaceae.
AUGGCGCCGCGGGGAAGAUGGAAGGCCGAGGAGGUGGACGCCGGCAGCAACUGGCCCACAGCAGGAGGUGGGGUCGGAGACGUCGCGCUCCGGGUCGCCGAUGUCCGGCAGGGCCGCGGCGGUGGCCUCCGGCGAGGGAGCCAAAUGGAGGCGGGGCGAGACGCAGGUGGGACUCGCACAAAGGCAGCCAUGGCAUCGAGUGCGAGGAAGAAGCCCAGGGCGCGGGGCUUCGAGGCGAGGAGGAGGCCAUGGCAGGAGGCACGGCAGCGCUCUCCGGCAUCUCGAGGCGAAGGUGAACGACGGCGAGGAGGCCGACAGGCUCUGGCCUGGUUCCCUGGACCGAAGGAGGAGGGAGGGUGA